AUGACAAAGAUCAGACCACCGACUCAUGCGGGAACAUGGUAUUCAGCAAAUCAUGAUACCCUCUCUAAACAAUUGACGAAAUACUUCUCCAAAGCACCUAAGUUCGAAAGAGGCGCUAGGGUCAUUGUAGGCCCACACGCUGGCUAUACAUACUGUGGUGAACGUCUCGCUGAGUCAUAUAGUGUAUGGGACUUGACGAAUACGAAAUGCGUUUUCAUUCUUGGUCCUUCUCAUCACGUUUAUUUCAAAGAUAAGGUACUUGUUUCUCAGUACGAUGCAUAUGAAACUCCUUUGGGAAAUAUAAAGGUGAAUACAGGUAUCCGUGAUGCUCUUAUAGGUCUGGGUAAGGGUUGUGGUUUUGAAAAGAUGUCAGAGUCAGUGGAAGAUGAUGAGCACCUGUUCGAGAUGCAUUUGCCUUUUUUGGCUUGGCGGUGCAAACAAGAUCAGGUUUCACCACCAAAAAUCGUUCCGAUCAUGUUCUCUUCUCUAUCUGAAAAGGCCUGCGAAAAGGUUAUAGCUGCUCUUCUGCCCUACUUUAGUGAUGAUAGUUAUACUUUUAUUGUGCUGUCUGAUUUCUGUCAUUGGGGUAAGCGCUUCGGGUACACAGAAUAUGUCGCAAGUGGCGACUUAGAUGAUUUGGUCCCAUUUCAUGAGUCAGACGAUCGCUCAGUUCCAAUAUAUGAGUCCAUCAAGUUUUUGGACCAGUCUGCAAUGCUUAUAGCCUCUGAGGGCUCGCUGGAGAAAUGGAGCAGGUACAUCAAAGAAACAGGAAACACAAUAUGCGGCCAAAAACCCAUUAAUGUUGUUUUAAAAUUAAUCGAGGAGCUACAGCGUAGUGGCGGUAGAACGGCAUCGAGCACUGUGUUCGAAUGGAUUGGAUACUCACAAAGCGGAAAGGCCAUCAAGUACUCUGAUUCAAGUGUCUCAUAUGCAUCUGGGUACGUCAGACUAUUGCCCUCUGCAAACACAAGUGUCGUGAAGGGUUAG
Australozyma saopauloensis is the source of this 987-nucleotide messenger RNA. RefSeq lists its product as uncharacterized. The record is from RefSeq and is a predicted model, not a curated record. Lineage: Eukaryota; Fungi; Ascomycota; Pichiomycetes; Serinales; Metschnikowiaceae. The coding region runs from base 1 to 987 and encodes 328 amino acids. The transcript has a single exon.